Aethina tumida (small hive beetle) is the source of this 2232-nucleotide messenger RNA. It is a transcript of the gene Mapmodulin, whose product is annotated as acidic leucine-rich nuclear phosphoprotein 32 family member A. Gene Ontology annotation, cellular component: nucleus. The coding region runs from base 146 to 886 and encodes 246 amino acids. Gene Ontology annotation, molecular function: histone binding. The transcript has 5 exons. NCBI's taxonomy places the organism in Eukaryota, Metazoa, Arthropoda, Insecta, Coleoptera, Nitidulidae. The record is from RefSeq and is a predicted model, not a curated record.
CGCCGUGUGGCUAAUCGAUGAGUUUGUUCUGUCUUCGCGGUUCGAGUUUGCAAGCUUACCGUGGCAGCGAGGUUACGUUUUCGGAUUUAUUCUUUAUCCGUAUAGAUUUUGUGGUGUUCGCGUCGAUUGCGAGUAAAACGUUGGGAUGGAGAAGCGCGUUGAAUUAGAGAAAAGGGGAAGGAAUCCCGAGGAUAUCAAAGAACUUAAUUUGGAUAAUUCUCGAAGCACAUCUAUUGUGGGAUUAACAGAUGAAUUCUCCAACUUGGAAAGUUUGUCCCUUAUUAAUGUUGGCCUCACCUCCCUCAAAGGAUUUCCAAAAUUACCUAACCUCAAGAAAUUAGAAUUGAGUGAUAACAGGAUAAACAAUGGGUUGAAUCUGUUGGAAACAAGCCCAAAAUUAACGCAUCUGAAUUUAAGUGGAAACAAGAUCAGGGAUUUGGACACCUUGGAACCAUUAAAAAAUUUCAAAAAUUUGAAGAACUUAGAUCUCUUUAAUAAUGAAGUUACAACGGUUGACAGUUACAGAGAAAAAAUUUUUAAAAUGAUACCAAAUCUUAAGUACUUAGAUGGCUAUGAUGCAGAAGAUAAGGAGGCGGAUGACAGUGAUGCAGAGGAGGAAGUCAACGGAAACGAGGACGAUACUGACGAAGAAGGUACCUCCGAUGAUGAUGAUGAUCUGGAUGUCAGUGUAGGAUUAAGGGCUGUGUAUUCUGAAAAUCUCGAUGAGAUGUCUGAUGAGGGUGAUUAUGAGGCCGUAGAGGAAGAGGAAUAUGAUGAUGUUAUUGAGGAGGAGGAAGAGGAAGAUGAUGGCUCUGAAGAUGACGCACAGUCACCAAACGUCUCAAGAGGUAAGAAGCGAAAACUGGAAGAUGGUGAAGAAAAUUAAAGUGUUGCAAAUUAGUGAUAUGAAUAUUAUGAACUUUAAUGACCAAUGAUUGUGUCUCCAACAAGGUGAGAAGAGACUAUAUCCCUGGCUGUGGUUUCAUACUUUACAAACAUCAAAUUAUUGUUGGUGUAAAAUAUAAUAAUAAAUUACUAAAUUACAUAUUCUAAAUUUCGAAAAUUCAAUUUAUAACAGUGUUAUUAUUAUUGUAAAGUAUCCCUCUUAGCAGCCAGUUAUUGUUAAUGUAAGUCAAUGAUGGAAUAAUAUAUUUUGUACAGGAACUUAAUGUUCCCCUAUAGAUAUGUCAUAGUAGUUUAGAGUGUUUACAUAGCUAAGUUAUUUGUUUUUAUUUUUUAUGUUAUCUCCUUCAAAAUAUACAUUCUUACAUAGACUUUCAUCCACUUCUUUUGGGGCAUUAAAUAUGGAUUUGGAGUUCUAACACUAAUUUAAAAGUCUGCUGAUUGAUAUAUUUUUAAGAAACAGUACAAAAUGUAAAUUUUUAUAUUAAAAUUACAAGAAAAAUAUAGGAAAUCAGAUAUUUAAAUACCCCUUGAGGAGUUUUAUCAAAAUAUAUUACUAAUUGGGGAAUGGCUAUGGCAUUUUUAUUUUUAAAACUGUUUAUUUAGACAGAACAAGAUAGCAAGUCAUGUACAAUAAGUUUUUAAAAAUGACUGACAAUUUUUCAGAAUUUUUAACUUGAUUAGAAAUAAAUAUUUGUUUUUAAUAUAUGUGAAUAAAUUUAUUUUCGUAUGGUAAUAAAUAGGUUUAGAUGUCUUAUUUUUCAUUUAAAAUUUAUAAAUAAUUUAUUUAAUGUGAAUUUUAUAAAAAUCAAAAUUAUUGUAAAUAUGUAUUCUACCUCUGCUGACUGUUAUGUUUAAGAAAUUAUAGCAGUUUUAUUACUAUGUUUAAAGUUUGUUGAACAUCACAUCAAAUUUAAUGCUGAAUUCCUUAAUUAAUAGUAUUUGUUAUAAAUUUAUUAAAAAUCUAUUCUCAGAUUUUAGAAUAUUAGUUGUAGAUCAAUCAUUCAAUAUUGUUAGUGGAGUAUGCUAUAUUGUGUAAUGUAUUUUACUGUAUAUGACAAAAUAAUUUGCAUUCUCUUGUACUUUCAGUUAUAAUACACAUUUUUAGUAAAAUUUGAUUAUUUUUUACUUUUAUAGCCAAAUUUAAGAGAUAUGUCACAUAAAAUUAAAAUUUCGGUUGGUAUAUAAGGUUCUUUCAAAUAAAAUUUUGUUUUUUCUUAAGAAAUAUAAUGUAGCAUAUAUCGAAAUUAUAUGUAAACAAUAUGAACUAUUAUACAAUAAAUCCACAGGUGGAAAUUCCAACAAAUCUAAUAAACUAAAAUAAAAAUA